This is a messenger RNA of Scleropages formosus (Asian bonytongue), 1078 nucleotides long. RefSeq names its product 26S proteasome non-ATPase regulatory subunit 7-like. Bases 60 to 944 code for a protein of 294 amino acids. Lineage: Eukaryota; Metazoa; Chordata; Actinopteri; Osteoglossiformes; Osteoglossidae. Gene Ontology annotation, cellular component: proteasome complex; proteasome regulatory particle. The record is from RefSeq and is a predicted model, not a curated record. The transcript has 7 exons. Gene Ontology annotation, biological process: proteasome-mediated ubiquitin-dependent protein catabolic process. Gene Ontology annotation, molecular function: metallopeptidase activity; protein binding.
GUGAUAGUGAGUGGCUCUGUGGGCUGGUGGGGAGACUUAUUUCUUGACUUGCGCAGAUAAUGUUUCCCGUGGAGAAAGUAGUUGUGCACCCACUGGUGCUGCUCAGUGUGGUGGACCACUUUAACAGAGUGGCCAAAAUUAGCAUCCACAAGCGAGUUGUUGGUGUCCUGCUGGGGUCAUGGCAGAACAAUGUCCUUGAUGUGUCCAACAGCUUUGCCUUGCCUUUUGAUGAAGAGGAUGAAUCUGUGUGGUUCUUGGACCAUGAUUACUUGGAGAAUAUGUUUGGGAUGUUCAAAAAAGUCAAUGCCAGAGAAACUGUAGUUGGUUGGUAUCACACAGGCCCAAAGCUGCAUAAAAAUGACAUUGCCAUCAAUGACCUCAUAAAGCGGUAUUGCACAACUUCAGUUUUAGUUAUUAUUGAUGUAAAGCCUAAAGCUCUUAGUCUGCCCACUGAAGCCUACAUUGCUGUAGAUCAACUCCAUGAUAAUGGUACUCCAACCUCCAAGACAUUUGAACAUGUGAACAGUGAAAUUGGGGCAGAAGAAGCAGAAGAAGUCGGUGUGGAGCAUUUACUUAGAGACAUCAAAGACACAACUAUUGGAACUCUGUCACAGCGCAUUGCUUAUCAAGUGCAAGGGCUGAAGGAGCUAAAUUUGAAACUACUAAUCAUCAAGAGCUACUUGGAGAAGGUGGUCACUGGCAAGUUGCCAUUAAACAAGCAGAUAAUUUAUAAUCUUCAGGACAUCUUCAGUUUUCUCCCUGAUGUCAACCUGCGAGAGUUUGUCAAGACUUUGUACAUCAAGACCAAUGACCAGAUGCUGAUGAUCUACCUGGCUUCUCUCAUCCGUUCUGUGGUGGCGCUUCACAACCUCAUCAACAACAAGAUUGCCAAUCGUAAUGCAGAAAGGGAAGAAGGUAAUGCUUCCUCCAGGAUGAAGAAGUGAACUACAGCUGCUAAUAAUACUGAAACAUGAUUAUGCUGGAGACCAAAGGGUGUCUGUAUUUUUUUCUUACUGUUUUCUUGCAAGGUAUCUUCUAGCCAACAUUGUCAGUAUGCCUGGCAAAGUAACUCCCCCCC